Messenger RNA from Hydra vulgaris (swiftwater hydra), 2078 nucleotides. RefSeq lists its product as uncharacterized. NCBI's taxonomy places the organism in Eukaryota, Metazoa, Cnidaria, Hydrozoa, Anthoathecata, Hydridae. The record is from RefSeq and is a predicted model, not a curated record.
AGUUACAAGCAUGCUUUCAUUGGACUUUAUACUGCAGUGUAAGUGCGGCCAGGCAGGUUUCUUCGGCGCACGUUAGACAUGGCUUGCAUGAGCCCAGCAAACCUGUCUGGCCACACAAGAUACCCGUGCAAAAAUAACAUAGUUAUUUAUAAGUAAAGACUCAUAAAAUUUUAUUAAUGGUGAAUAUAUGUGCAAUGAAACGAAAUUUUUUUAAUAGAAAGUACGAGAGAAGAACUUUACAUUUUACGGCUGAGUCUACUUCUUCUGAAGAGGAAAUUACUAAUAGUAGUUCUCAGUCCGACUGUAGCAAUACAGAUGAUAAUGUUAAUGAUGGUAGUUUUACCCAAGAGACAGAAGAAAUUUUAUCUAUAGUAUCUGAGGAAGAAAAUCAAAUUCUAGUAUCUGAGGAAGAAUCGAGUGCUUCCAUGUUUCAGUUCUUUAGUUCUAAUCCAUUUGAAUGUUCUUUAUUGGAUUCAAUUGUUAACAAAAAUUUUAUGUUUUUAACCUUGUUGUAUUUAAUGAUUAGCAAUUCAUUUACUGAAAUCGCAUUUGAUAGAUUUUUGAAGACUUUGCUGAUUUUUCGCUGUAUAAAUGACAUGCCGUCAUCUCAUAAAAUGAUUCGUAGAUUUGUUACUAAAAAUAUAUUCUCCCAUACUGAACCAACGCAUAAAUAUUAUUGUCAUAAUUGCUGCACAGCUUUAGUUGACACAUGUAAAAUAAAUACUCAUUGUUCAUCCCAUAUCUUUAUAUUGGAUAUCAUUAGCCAAAUGAAACUUGUUUUAUUUCUGAAUUUGGAUGCAAUUAAAUCAUAUCAAUUGGAAAUUAUGUCAGGUAAAAGAAAGAGUGAUUUUAUUUCUAGACCAAAUUUUGUUGAAAAUAUGAAGUCUGCAAAUGUUUUACAUAUUCAUUUAUUGAUGUCAACAGAUGGUGGAGAACCAUACACAAAAAAAAAGAUUACAAUGUGGCCAUUUCAUGCUAUUAUUUUAGAUUUACCAUUUUAUAAACGAUUCCUAUUUGAAAAUACACUACUUCUUGGUUUAUGGUUCUCAUUAUUAAAACCUAAUUGGAAUGCUUAUUUAAAGGAGUACAUCAAUGGAAAACUGUUUGAAACACCCCUUGAAAUUAACAAUAUCCAAGUAGUUAUUCAUAUUGUUGGUUUUGUUUUCGAUUUGCCUGCAGUGGCUUCAAUCAUCAAUCAUAAGCAGUAUAAUGGUGAAUUUGGAUGUCACUAUUGCGAACAUCCUGGUAGAACAAUUGAAAGAAAACAUGGUUCCGCUAGAAUUUAUUCACAUUCAGAUACAAGUUAUAAUCUUAAAACAUCUGAAAUGUAUGCCAUAUAUGCUAGAUUAGCCGAAAAAUCAAAAGUAUCUGUAUUUGGAAUUAAAGGCUCAAACAUCUUUAGUGACAUUUCAUUUAUUAAAGUGCCAGAUAUGAUACUUAUUGAUGUGUUACAUUUGUUUUACAAAAAUUGCUCAAAAAAGCUUUUAGUUUGUUUAUUUUCUGUUACCAAUAAACACGAAUCAUUUUUUAUUGGUAGUGCAAAAUUAAAUGCUAUGGAAAUCUUACUUGCUGAUCAAAAAAUGCCACAUAACAUGCCCAAGCCAUUAACUAUUAAAUCAUUCGCACAUUGGAAAGGCCAUGACUUUAAAAACUUUAUUUUAUACUUAGCAGUUCCAUAUUUUUUACCAUAUUUGAAUCCUGACUGCAUGAUGAUGAUUUAUUCUCUAGUAAUUGGUAUGCGUUUGUGUAGCAGUGAAAUAUGUUUAGAUAAGGUGUUGCUUAUUAGUCAGCUGUUUAACUUUUAUCAAAAAUCAUUGUCUGAGUUGCUUCCUUUAUAUAUGAAUACUAUAAAUGUUCAUUUGCUUGGUCAUGUUAGCGAUAUUAUUAAAAUGCAUGGAAGUGUUACAAAUUACUCAAUGUUUUGUUUUGAAGCUCGGCUAAGUAAUUAUAAAAAAAUGAUGAAGGGAACACAUGGUCAUCCACAACAGAUUGUACAAAAAUUUCUUGACUUCAAAACAGCUUCUUGUUUUUUGCAAACAACAGAUCAUCCUAAAAAAGUUGAAGUUUGUUGUUUUUGA